Cryphonectria parasitica EP155 is the source of this 2178-nucleotide messenger RNA. RefSeq lists its product as uncharacterized. The transcript is spliced from 5 exons. The record is from RefSeq and is a predicted model, not a curated record. Bases 1 to 2178 code for a protein of 725 amino acids. NCBI's taxonomy places the organism in Eukaryota, Fungi, Ascomycota, Sordariomycetes, Diaporthales, Cryphonectriaceae.
AUGGCUGGCCCCCGAUCCGAGGCCGUCGAUCUGGCCGCCCUCGAGGCCUCUGUCGGUCAGCCAGACGCCCUACAGUGCUGUUGUGGCAACACAGAUUGUCAUUUUCUGAAACACAAUUGCUCUGUCCUCAAUAGUGUCGAAAGAGAUGUGCAUACGGCUGCUCGCCUCGGUCAGGCCCUUCUAGCCCGGCAUGAGGCUCUCAUGGCCUCGGCCGAGACGGAACGAUUCGAAAUGCAAUCACGUAUCGACCAGCUCGAGACCGACAAGAAGUCCCUCGAGGCCGAGAACGCCCGCACCAUCCAGGAGAACCGCGCCCUGCUCGAUCAGCUCGAGUCCCUCAACAGCUCCGUCGCCGACUCCGAGACGCACAUCAAGAGCCUCGAGGCCACCCUGCAGAGCACUGAGCAGUCGCUCCGAAAGCUAGAGAGGGCAGAGCUGCGCGCGAACGAGCUCGAGACCCAGCUCAGCGUCGUCGAGGCAGAACAGGCCGAGCUACACAACACCCUCGUCACGACGCAGGCAGAGGCCAGGUCGGCCAUGCAGAGGUGGCACAAGGCGGAGAAGGGCAUCUCGGAGCUGCAGGAGAAGCUGGAGAGGAUAGAGCGAGAGGCCCGUGAGGAGCGCGACCGCCACUCCGACAUGGUUGAGCGCAUGGAGAAACAGCGCGCCAUGGAGAAGGACCUCUACACAGCCGCCGGGAGGCUCAAGGGCGCCGCCGCGGCCAAGACGAUCGGUGACGGCAAGAACGGAGGCACCGUAGUGUCUCAUUUCGUGCGCGACCUGCUGUCGGACAAUGCGAACCUGCAACUGGGCAUCGCCGAACUGCGCGAGCUGUUGAUGAACUCCAACGACGAGAUUCAGCACCUGCGCGAGCAGCUCAUGUUCCACCAGCCCGCCGACGACGACGACGGCCUGGAUCCCAAGACACCAAGGUCACCAAAGCAGCCACACAGGCCCGAGCCCACGCCAUCCGUAUCACAAGAACUACAUAUCCAUCAUCACUACCACGUUACGAGGCCCGUCGAGCCGAAGAAGCCGCUGAAGAAGAAGCGGCAGGGCUUGACGCCCAACAUCUUUACACCCUCGAGGCCCUUCUCUCCCUCGGGCGCGUCGAGCCCCGCACAGUGGCGGCUGGAGCACAGCGCGACAUCCCCUGGCUUCGUCUCGCACUCUGUGAAGGAGUCUAUCUCCACAAUCCCCUCGACCCGCUGGUCUGUCUUCUCGGACCAGCCAUCUGACUUUGCAUCGUCAUCUGUGCCUAGUUCACCCAUGUCUACCCAUCACCGGAGGAUCUCCGUCUUUGACCAAGAUUACGACUCCCCUGCGUCGCCCGCGACCAGUGUGGAUCCCAACUCCCCAGCAUGGACGAAGCAUUACAGAGCGUCGCACAACCACGAUACAGGCGCGCGCACAUUUUCAACCCCGAGGCCAUUAUAUCUAGGUGAUGUGCCGGAGGACGAGCCGCAUAGGGAGUCGAAUGAGCGUCUGAUCACAGACGUGUCCCAAUGCACACCACAACUGUCGGCAAGCACAUCUCCAGACGCAUCAACGGGCAACCCCUCCGACGGCGCGCUCAGCAUGCCGUUGACGCCCAGCUUCGACGACUCCUUUGUGGGCUCCCGCCCGCGCCUCCACCGUGUCUCCUCGCAGGAGUCCAUCAUGUCGCUCAGUGGAGGUCUAGACAUCCACACUUUGAAGGUACGACCUGGACAGCUCGCGCUGCGACCUCUCGGCUCCGUGUCUGCUGAGACAGAACUGAGUGCCGUCAUCGCACGACCCACCAUCGCGAGGGGAAAGACGGAUGGCAAGAGGGGGAGUGUCGUGCUGCGGGACAACCUUCUCAACCUGCCGAACCUGGUGAUCUCAGUCGAGGCACCGUCUCCCACUGGAAGUGAACACACCCCGCAGCGGCAGUCAUCAGCCAGCAGCGGCUUUGGUCGCAUCGUCAGCUGGCGGCCCUGGGGAGGCAAGAACAGCAAUCAUAACAGUCCGAACACGGCCACGGAGCAAGCCAGCAGCGAAGCCUCGACGCCCGCCCCAUCUGAGCGCGCCCGCAGUACCGGCACGAUCCCUGGCUUUUCGGCUUACUGGGCUGCUCAUCAGAUGAAGGGCCCCACGGCCCAGGUUGUCCCUCAGAAUGUUGACACCGAGGCGCUGAGGGAAGGACUCGAGGAGUAG